Messenger RNA from Hibiscus syriacus, 2619 nucleotides. RefSeq lists its product as uncharacterized. The coding region runs from base 138 to 2399 and encodes 753 amino acids. Gene Ontology annotation, molecular function: DNA binding; protein dimerization activity. Lineage: Eukaryota; Viridiplantae; Streptophyta; Magnoliopsida; Malvales; Malvaceae. The record is from RefSeq and is a predicted model, not a curated record. The transcript is spliced from 5 exons.
CCUAACCGGUCUAUCCGGUUUCCUAACCCUCGGUUUUAUUAUUUCCGUCAUCAACUCCCUUGACUCGGUUCUCAUUCAAUUGCCGCUCUCUCCCAGAAAGCAAUUCAAAAGGAUUGCAAGUUGUGAUUUGUGGGAUAAUGUCAUCAAAUUUGGAGCCAAUACCAAUAACAUCACAAAAACAUGACCCGGCAUGGAAACAUUGUCAAAUGUUUAAGAAUGGUGAAAAGGUACAAUUGAAGUGUAUAUAUUGCGGCAAAAUCUUCAAAGGAGGUGGGAUUCAUAGGAUUAAGGAACAUUUGGCUGGUCAUAAGGGUAAUGCUGCUACUUGUUUGCGAGUCCCGUCCGAUGUUCGUGUUUUAAUGCAAGAAAGUUUAGAUGGGAUUGUGGUAAAGAAGAGGAAGAAACAAAAGAUUGUGGAGGAGAUAACGAAUGUUAAUCUGAUCUCUACUGAGACAAACGCAUUUUCCGAUCAGGUUGAUGCUAAUCCUGGAGUGCUUAUGAUCGAAAAUCCUGAGAUAGUUGAGCCUAGUUCAAGUUUGUUAGUUAGUCGGGAAGGAACAAGUAAUGUUUCCGGGGAGAGGAGAAAGAGGGGAAAAGGUAAAAGUUCGGCUGCUGAAGCUAAUGCACUUGGUUUUCCCCUGGUUGAGUUUGGUGCAAGGAGAGUAAACAAUAAUAUACAUAUGGCUGUAGGCAGAUUUUUGUUUGAUAUUGGAGCAACUCUGGAUGCAGUUAAUUCAGUUUAUUUCCAGCCAAUGGUUGAUGCAAUUAUCUCGGGAGGAAACGGGACACUAAUGCCUUCACGUAAUGAUCUUCAGGGUUGGAUAUUGAAGAAAUCGAUGGAAGAAGUGAAAAGUGAUAAUGAUAAAGUGAUUGCAUCAUGGGUGAGGACUGGUUGUUCUAUUCUGGUCAACCAAUGGAGCACUCAAACAGGUCGAAGCUUGCUAAACUUUUUGGUGUAUUGUCCUGAAGGAACAGUGUUUCUGAAAUCUAUAGAUGCUUCUAGUGUAAUAAAUUCCUCGGAUGCUUUGUAUGGAUUACUUAAGCAAGUUGUGGAAGAAGUUGGAUUUAAGCAUGUCUUGCAAGUGAUCACGAAUUGCGAGGAACAAUAUAUGGUUGCUGGGAAGAGGUUAGCCAAAACUUUCCCUACUCUGUAUUGGACCCCUUGUGCAGCUCAUUGUGUAGACUUGAUACUUGAAGAUUUUGCGAAAGUUGAGUGGAUCAAUACAAUAAUUGAGCAGGCUAGAUCUAUAACAAGAUUUAUCUAUAAUCAUAGUGUGGUCUUGAAUAUGGUAAGAAGAUAUACUUUCGGCAAUGAUAUUGUUGAACUGGCAGCCACUCGGUCAGCUACAAACUUUACUACAUUGACUCGGAUGGUUGAUCUUAGAAACAACAUGCAGGCCAUGGUUACUUCACAGGAGUGGGUAGACUGCCCCUAUUCAAAGAAACCAGGGGGACUGGCGAUGUUGGAUUUAGUGAGUGAUCAGUCAUUUUGGUCCUCUUGUGUUCUGAUUGUCCAGUUAACCAAUCCUCUCCUCAGAGUUCUAAGAAUGGUUGACAGCAGUAAGAGACCUGCGAUGGGAUAUGUUUAUGCUGGAAUGUAUCGGGCGAAAGAAGCAAUUAAGAAAGAAUUAGUUAAGAGGGAUGAUUAUAUGGUCUAUUGGAAUAUUAUCAAUCACUGGUGGGAACAACAAUGGCACUAUCCUCUUCAUGCUGCUGGUUUCUACCUUAAUCCCAGUUUCUUUUAUAGCAUGGAAGGAGACAUGCCUACUGAGAUGUUGUCAGGGAUGCUUGAUUGCAUAGAGAAAUUGGUUCCCGAUGUAACAGUUCAAGAUAAAAUCAGCAAGGAGAUAAACUCAUACAAGAAUGCUGCAGGAGAUUUUCAGAGGAAGAUGGCAAUUAGAGCUAGAGACACUCUACUCCCUGCUGAAUGGUGGUCAGCAUAUGGAGGAAGUUGCCCAAAUUUGGCCCGGUUGGCUAUCCGUGUCCUUAGUCAAACUUGCAGUGCUCAUGGGCUUAAGCAUCAUCGAAUCCCUUUUGAAAAAUUGCAUGAAACAAGGAACUGCUUAGAGCAGCAGCGGCUCAGGGACCUCAUCUUUGUUCAGUGUAACUUGCAACUAAGACAAAUAGGUUAUGACAGCAAGCAACAAGAUUCUGCGCAGCAAAUCUUAUUCGAGUCUGCCUCCAUUGUGGAAGAAUGGAUUACAGGAAUCGGCACAUUUUUGGAUGACGAUACCUAUCCAGAUUGGACGACACUUGAUACACUUUCUGUAAACACGAUGCCUUUAAGACCUCGGAGUGAUGAAAUCGAAGAGUUAGGUGCAGGUUUUGAUGAUCAUGAGAUUUUCAACCGAGUGAAGGAGGGUGAUGAUGAAAAUGCUGAAGAUAUUGCAGUAAGCUAGACGAAAACCAUUUCUAAUCUUGAUAAUCCUAGAUGGUGACCAAUGUUUUCUGCACGAAUAUCAACCAGAAUAGUGUAAAUUAAUGUAAUAAUCAGUGACUAUAUUUAUAGGAGCUGCUCUACCAUCCUGUUACAAAAAACAGUAGAAACAUAAAAGAAAAUUAGAUUUUUUAGAGAGGAUUAUAGGGUAUGUUAACAAUUUUUAAGGAUUCACGAUUAGA